AUGCUUUCUAAUAACAGAAGUGCUACAGUGGUGAUACUACUUACUCUCAUCACGUUUAUUACAAUACUCAGCUCUGCAUAUAUUAGCUAUAAGGAUGUGUUUGUGUUAGGUAAACUUUAUGACUAUAGUCCCUCGGCAAACCAGGAUGAAACUACCAACCAAAAGGUUACCUGGGAGACAUACACAGAAUUAUUGAGACCUAUAGAUAUUACAAAUAGUACUACAUUAUUCAAUGCUGUAUAUGCUGCAUUAAGACAAGCAAGUUCAGAUAUACAUCCAAUUGGUCUUUCAUAUUUCCCUGCAAUGAUACCGAAGGGAACUUUAAUGUAUCAUGCGGGUGGAAAAGAUAUUCCAACUGGUCUUGAAUGGUUAGCCAUGGAUCAUGAAUUUAGUUAUAAUUUUGCUAUGCAUGGUCAACGGUAUGGUAGAAAUGCAAGUAACUUCAAUCAUCAUGGUCCACCGGGAAUUGGAAAGAAGAAGGACGAUGCUUCGUCUGAACCGCCCGAACCUCCUAAGGAGUUCAAAUGGGAUAGAAAACAUUUCUUAACCUUUAGAGCCACCAGAGAUCUAAAUAAAAUGAUUUACUUGGAUGGCGCAUCUGCAGCCAAAUCGGAGACAGGUGAGAUGGAUACCCAAAAGUUAUUAUCUGAUGUAAUUGCAUACAAGAUGGAAAAUGGAGAUGGAAAAAACGAUAAUGAUGAUGAUCAGGACAAUUCUGAUUCAGGGAAGAAAUUUGUGAUGGCGGAAAGAUUGUAUGCUGAAAGAAUAUGUAAGUGGGGUAUGCCAUUUGGUCUUGAUGGAUUUAUUAGAGUAGAAGUAGGGUUUGAAGUAGUUUUGUGUGAUUUCUUGAAUGGUAGUACUGAAUUAGUAUCUAAUAUUACAAUACCGAAUCUAAAUGAUGUAUUAGGAUUACCUGCUCCCGCUAAUGUUAGUAAGGCCACUGGUUGGCCUCUUGAUGGUGAGGGAAAACUGAUUGAGAAUGAACUUACCGAAAAACAAAGUGAAAUUAUGGAUCAAGAAGAUUAUUGGCAGUCUGUUCUAGAUGAAUAUUCCUCAAUGAGAGGGUUUGAUCAAAUUAGAGCAGGUAUCGUUCAUGAUUCUGGAGAUAAUAGAAUUCAAUUAGAUUAUAGAUAUUUAAUCACUGGGAUAAAUCGUACCCUUGGGGAUAUUAAUCCUAAUAAUCGUAGAUUAUUGAAUGAUCAUUUCAGUUUUGAACAACAACUACUAUUAGUCAAUGACCUAGAGACUUCUUUACACAAUGACGGAUUCUACCCUGAGUUGUCAACAAACUGGCAACAAGUUAUAGAUGAAAUUGUAGAUAAAUUUGCUCCUAUGAUAAAGAUGAUGGAUAAUAUUCUAAACCCUGAUCAAUCAGAGAUGACCAUUAGCCAAAUGGCACUCAAGACUACAAGAUAUACUUUAAAUUUUGUGAAUAGAUUUACAGGUAAUGACAACGCUGUCAUGAUAUCAACCAGAAACUCUGGAGAAUUUGGAUUUGGAAGACAAUUUGCUGUGUAUCAGUAUACAAGACCACUAGCAGAUUUAGUGACAGAUUCAGAUUAUUUGAUCUGGUCAUCUGCAGUCAAUGUGGUAACUGAAGUGGUCGAUACAAUAUACAAUAUACAUGAUAUGUUGAUGCCAAUUGUCACUGCAGAUCUUGGUACAAAAACUAGUGAUUAUGGUGAGGAUAAAAUCGAUGCACAAAAUGCAAUCAAGAAAUCUGGCGAACUAAUAUCUUCUUUGAUCUCAAAAUUGAACUGGAUUGCAUUGGAUUAUAAAUGCGACCGUAAAUGUGAAUGGAAUGAAAUAUGCUAUACUCCAUCAUGGGGUCCCUCUCCUAUGAGUUGGGCUCAACCGGACGAUAACUCAGCAUCGUUCGGCAUGCACUAUGAUGAAACUAUCGGGCGUAAAGUAAUAAACAAGGAAUUGAAGUGCAUAAAUGCAGAAUUCAUAAUGGAUUACAACAACAAUAGAUUAUAA
This is a messenger RNA of Maudiozyma barnettii, 1980 nucleotides long. RefSeq lists its product as uncharacterized. Lineage: Eukaryota; Fungi; Ascomycota; Saccharomycetes; Saccharomycetales; Saccharomycetaceae. Bases 1 to 1980 code for a protein of 659 amino acids. The transcript has a single exon. The record is from RefSeq and is a predicted model, not a curated record.